CUUUUCUUCAUAUCCACGGAACACUCUGAAACUAAGUAACACAAACCUCAGGAUACAGAAAUGGCAAUGUCAAUGUCAAACACCACAAAGAAUUGCUUCUGUGAACCCAGAAAGCCAUUCUUUUCUCCCCUCCCUCCCUUCCAUCCAUUCCCCAUAUACAUAAAAUCUCUCCAUCUUCUGAUUCCCUUUCCCAAACAACUAAACUUAAACUAAUCACACCAUUUUUCAUGUCUUUUGCUUCAUCUCGCCAUACCAGACCCUCCUUCCAUUUAUACUGGUGCCACCAAUGCCACCGGAUGGUCACCCUCGCCACUGCCGGAGACCCGUCUGAGCUCAUCUGCUCGCGCUGUUCAGGCCAGUUCCUCGAAGAACUCCAUCUCACCCGCCCCCAAUUUGAUAACUCUCCCGAGACUCGUUUACUUGAAGCCCUCUCCCUGAUGCUCGACCCCCCUGUUCGGCUCUUUAGACUCCCCGACCUUGACCGCCGUCGUCCGAUGUCGCACCAAUUCGACAAUUUCGACCGACGAUCGUUUAGUGAUCCUGAAGGCGACGAAUGGUUCCACGGGCGAACCAGGCGGCGCAAUCGAAGCCUAGACGAGAGGGACAACUCCAGCCUGCUACCCCCAAAUCAGAACCGGUCUCGGACUUUCAUCAUUCUCAGACCCACAGACCCAUCUCGGCCAGUUCAGACCAUAAUACCACCGAGAGCAGACCCAGGAGACUACUUCACUGGACCACGACUCGACGAGCUAAUCGAAGAACUAACGCAGAACGACCGGCCAGGGCCGCAGCCAGCAAGCGAGGCAGCAAUAGAGCGAAUCCCAACGGUGAAGAUAGCGGCGGAACAUUUGAAGAACGACUCGAUGUGCCCAGUUUGUAAGGAGGAGUUCGAGAUUGGGGAAGAAGCAAGGGAAUUGAUGUGCAAGCAUGUAUACCAUUCGGAGUGCAUAGUGCCAUGGCUUCGACUUCACAACUCAUGUCCGGUUUGCAGGCAAGAGAUGCCGCCAUCACCGCCGGAGAAUCAAGCGGCAGAAAGUUCUGAAGAUGAAGAAGGGAUUGGGAGAAGAUGUACCAGGUGGUGGGGUCAGUUGGUGAAUAGGCCAUUUCGGAGUAGAUAUAGGCAGCUCAGUCCUCCACAGGACCGCCACAAUUCUUCCUCUAGAGAUUAUGGUGGCUAAAAGUAUUGAUAUAAAAUACAAGGGGUAUUCAAUUAAAUAAAAGCUUGUAUGAGCAUACACUAAAGAUGCAAUACAAUAAUUAAGGGUCUCCCCAAUGAUGGUGUAUUCUUAACAGUCA
This is a messenger RNA of Cucurbita maxima (winter squash), 1296 nucleotides long. Its product is annotated as E3 ubiquitin-protein ligase RZF1-like. Lineage: Eukaryota; Viridiplantae; Streptophyta; Magnoliopsida; Cucurbitales; Cucurbitaceae. Gene Ontology annotation, molecular function: ubiquitin protein ligase activity. Gene Ontology annotation, biological process: protein ubiquitination. The record is from RefSeq and is a predicted model, not a curated record. Bases 228 to 1178 code for a protein of 316 amino acids. Gene Ontology annotation, cellular component: cytoplasm. The transcript has a single exon.